UUGUCGUACUCUAGGCAACGUCUUUCUCGUCCUGCUCGUCUUUAUUCAACUCCCACAAAGACAGCAAAUGCGCCUGUCACCGCAUUCGCCCAAGUCCCUCUCCCCCAUCCGGAUUAUCCUUCCCUGUUGGCUCAGAGGGAAGUACCAGCAAACCACCUUGUAGCUAUGAAUGGCUUUCUGAAGCGCAGAACCCCGUACACAAUCCUGCCAACCCCCCUUCCAGAUGACCGUGCUUCAGCUUUGAACAGCUUCUACUUCACUGAUUCUCCAACUCAGGACCAGCUCGCUGUCAUGGAUGCAUGUUUGCAUAACCUGUAUGACGUUCCCCGUGCAAAGCAGAUCUUCGAGCAGCUUAGAACCACA
Suillus discolor is the source of this 363-nucleotide messenger RNA. RefSeq lists its product as uncharacterized. The transcript has a single exon. NCBI's taxonomy places the organism in Eukaryota, Fungi, Basidiomycota, Agaricomycetes, Boletales, Suillaceae. The annotation marks the transcript as partial. The record is from RefSeq and is a predicted model, not a curated record.